GCCGCGCGUGCUCGAGGCCCCACCGGGGGCCACCUGCCGCUGCGGGCUCCUUUGUGCCUGCGCGGGACCCUCCUCCUCCAACCCCCUCAUCAUCCCCAUCACCCCCCCGACGGCGCCGGGAGCGGCCACGGGCCCCAGCCGGGACCCCCGGCCCCGCCUCGGGACGCUGGAGGCGAAGGAAUGGCAUCCAACUCACAUGCAGGUGACGGUCGUGCGGGCUGAGGCCCUCCUGCCCAAGGGAGGCACCGGGCUCAGCAACCCGUACGUGGUCAUCCAGCUGGGGAAACAGAAGUACAUGACGUCGGUGGUGCCUCGCAGCCUGAACCCCGAGUGGCAGGAGGAAUGUGUCCUGCAGCUGCCCGGCCAACUGGACGGGGCUGAGGAGCACGGGCUCACCCUCAGGGUGAGACACCGUGCCCAGUGGCGCCCAGACCCGCUCUUGGGCCAGGCCAGCGUGUCACUUCAACAGCUAUUCCACGACAAAAGGAAGAGGAACAACGAGUGGUUCCGCCUACACUCCAAGAGUGGGAAGACCAAGAAGACCCUAGGGAGCUUGCAGCUUAACAUCCAGUUCAUGGAGAUCUUGGGCCAAAGCACCAGGACCACCCCGUCCAGUAAUACCUGCGGGUCCCGGUCCUCUUUAAGCCAGCUCCGCCACAGGCUGACGAUCAAGAGGUCCAAGAUGUACAAAGGAGUAUCGCUACUCUUGUCAGGCACGUCCACGGUGGAGGACAGUGCCAAGGACUCUGAAUCAGAAGAGGUAGCCACGGUGGCCAUCCCCGGCUCAUCAGGGUGCACCAUCCGAGAGAGAGCGUCACCUGUGGAGAAAUUUUUUUCGUGCUCCACCGUGGAGGAGAACUUCCAGACCUUGGGGUUCACAAUCCACGCCUGCCAAGAGAAAUUCCAGGACUUGAAUCACCUCCCCUACUGCUCGUGUGAGGCGACCUACCUCUCGGACAACUCCCCGACCUGCAGCCCCUCUCUCCCGCAGAGGCUCCCGGGGCCCCCCGAGAAAGCCUGCGAAAUGGGUCUCCCACUCCUCCCAAACACAUCCAUCCAACCGGAGACCUGGAACAAGACCCCGCUGGCCUCCGAAAGGCUAAACCACCAGGUGCUGCCCCAGCAGGACAGACUCCAGGCCACGGUCCCUUCCUGCUUGAUCCCUGAGCCUCCAGGCUCAUCCCCCUCCAAGAUGCCCCAGGGAUCCAGCUCCCAGCCUCAGCAGCAGGAGGCUCAAGGCUUCCGGGAGUGCUAUAAUUCCUGCCUCAACUGCUUUGGUCUCUCCAUCAAUGCCUGAGAGCUUCCACUUCUCUGGCCAACUUCUGUUUAAAAAAAAAGAAAAAAAAUAAAGAUUGACCUAAACACCC
This is a messenger RNA of Ornithorhynchus anatinus (platypus), 1367 nucleotides long. RefSeq names its product rab11 family-interacting protein 1-like. NCBI's taxonomy places the organism in Eukaryota, Metazoa, Chordata, Mammalia, Monotremata, Ornithorhynchidae. Gene Ontology annotation, cellular component: intracellular membrane-bounded organelle. Bases 197 to 1297 code for a protein of 366 amino acids. Gene Ontology annotation, biological process: regulated exocytosis. Gene Ontology annotation, molecular function: small GTPase binding. The record is from RefSeq and is a predicted model, not a curated record. The transcript is spliced from 5 exons.